This is a messenger RNA of Coprinopsis cinerea okayama7#130, 1434 nucleotides long. RefSeq names its product RNA-binding protein pno1. The transcript is spliced from 5 exons. Bases 1 to 1434 code for a protein of 477 amino acids. Lineage: Eukaryota; Fungi; Basidiomycota; Agaricomycetes; Agaricales; Psathyrellaceae. The record is from RefSeq and is a predicted model, not a curated record. Gene Ontology annotation, cellular component: nucleolus.
AUGUUGCUCAGAUUCACGUCCCUCGAUAUGCUCAACACCUCACUCGUCGAUGUAGCGACUGGUGACCGUGCCUACGAAAUCACCACGGAGGUGCUACCCGACUGCGACGCAUCUUCGUCUAGCUCUAUUCCUUUCUCAGGGACCGCUUCUGUUCUAGUCACGCCUUCAGAAGAUUUUUCUUCAACUGCUUCUGCCCAUUGGAAACACCCCCAGCCAGCACAUGUGUCCUCAGCUGAUUCAGCGGAAGACACAGAGAGACGGCGCACCCAGAUUUCAGACGGCUCAGGCAAUGUCCUUGUCGACGUCCAAUGGAAAGGACGACGCCCGGAUAUUGCUAUCUGUGACGAAAAGAUCGGUGGCCUCACCGAGCUCUUUGGCUCUUCGACAAUACGUUUCAUGCCCAAAGUGCUCGCAAUCCCAACCCGGUUUGAUACCGAAUACGUUUGGUUAGCAACAGCAGAUUCGCUAUCCCUCUUCGAUUAUGAUACCGACACGAUCAAAGGCUCUUUCCACCAAAAUUGCAUCCGCCUCCCCGCUCCUUUGAAGUCGUCGAAAGGAAAACAGCCCCUAUCACCACCCUCUCCCUCCGUUAAGCGCAAACCCUCCAAACUUGCCAUCUUCACCAAACCGUCAGCCUCAGACGAGCCAUUAUCACCCGUAGUCGACGAGGACGCUCUCCCCACGAGCCCAAGCAGCCCCACUCCCAAAUCAACUUUCAUUCCAACGCUUCUACCAGGCCUCGGCUCGAAUUAUCUCGAAUUCGAAUCACAUCCCCUGGCUCUUGACGUCGAAAUUAUCCCAGUAGCUCAAGCAACACAAGGCCAACCUUCGUCCCAGCGCAAAAACCGACGAAAACUCGUCCGCAAAAAUGGUUCCAAGCCCGGAGCCGCCGCUGCUACUUCUACGCACCAACAAAAUCAACAUGGCGGAGACGAAGAAAUGAACGAUAUUACCGAAACCGCAGACCUACAAGAAGGGACUUCGAGCCUUUUCCCCAAACCAACCAACAAUGUAGACGACGACGACGACGAAAUCAUGAUCGACACAGAUCCCACCACUGGUGCUUCGUCCUCUCAAGCAGCUGGUGUGAAUGGAUCUUCAGUGGGCACAACCGCAGCACCCCUCUUUGCUCCAGCAUCCGCAAGUGCACAAAGGACCCUGCUAAAAUCGGAGACGAGAAGGGUACCGAUACCGCCACAUCGUAUGACCCCGCUGAAAAAAGAUUGGGUGAGCAUAUUUGGACCGCUCACUGAAAUCUUGGGGCUGCAAGUCAGGAUGAACGUUCAGAGGAGGUGUGUGGAGAUGAGGACUUCGAAGCAGACGAAAGACAUUGGCGCUAUCCAGAAGGGUGCUGAUUUCGUGAAAGCCUAUUCUCUGGGCUUUGAUGUCAACGUAUGUUUCGUAUCUCUUGUUCCCUGGUUCUCGGGAAUUUAA